Messenger RNA from Caenorhabditis briggsae, 4851 nucleotides. It is a transcript of the gene Cbr-vit-1, whose product is annotated as Protein CBR-VIT-1. Lineage: Eukaryota; Metazoa; Nematoda; Chromadorea; Rhabditida; Rhabditidae. The transcript is spliced from 5 exons. The coding region runs from base 1 to 4851 and encodes 1616 amino acids. Gene Ontology annotation, molecular function: lipid carrier activity. The record is from RefSeq and is a predicted model, not a curated record. Gene Ontology annotation, biological process: lipid transport.
AUGAGGUCGAUCAUCUUCGCCUCACUUCUGGCCUUGGCCUUUGCCACCACCCCAGCUUUCGAGCGUCUCUUCGAACCAAAAACCGACUACCAUUACAAGUUUGAUGGUCUUGUGCUUUCUGGACUUCCAAUCUCUUCUACCGAGCAAUCUCAAACUCGCAUCUCUGCCCGUGCCCGUAUCCAAUCCAAUGACCGUGACAUUCUUCUCCAACUUGUGGACAUCCAAUUGGCUGCCUCUCACCUCUCAGAUUCUGAGCUGAUGCCAGUGAUGAACUCCUUGGAACAACGCGAGCUGUCCAACGUGUACAAGAAGAUUCUCGAGCUCCCAGUUCGUGCACAACUCAAAAAUGGACUUAUUUUUGAGCUUCAAUUCGAGGAAGAAGACACCGAGUGGUCUGAGAACAUGAAGAGAGCUAUUCUCAACAUGAUUUCAUUCAACCCAAUCGCUCCAAGAGACGAGAAAUUGGAAUCUGAUGAAGACAAGGAAUGGACCGAGGAUAACACCGCUUUCUUCACUAACGAGAAAACUCUGGAAGGAAAUUGCCAAGUUGCUUAUUCUGUUGUUCGUGAGCAGAAGAAGACUAUUGUCACCAAAUCUGUCAACUUCGACAAGUGCACUGAGCGUUCCGAAACCGCCUAUGGACUUCGUUACACCUCCGAGUGCCCAGAAUGCGACAACCAAACCGAAGUGAUCCGUCCACAAACUGUCUACACCUAUGUUUUAGAAAACAACGAGCUCAAGCAAUCCGAAGUCCGUUCUCUCUACACCAUCAAUGUUAACGGGCAAGAAGUGAUGAAGACCGAGACUCGCUCCAAGCUUGUUUAUGAGGAGAGCCACUCGAUCAAGAACCACAUCAAGAAGGUCAACGGAGAGAAGGAAGACAUCAUCUACUCUUCUCGUUGGGAACAACUUGUUGAGGAUUUCUACAAGAACGGAGACAAGUCCAAUGCUCAACCAUUCGCUGUUUUCCCACUCGAGAAGAAAAUUCAACUCGUCAAGUCUAUGAUUGAUAGAAUCCAAGAGGAAGAACAAAACGUGCCAGAGACUGCUCACUUCUUUGCUAGAAUUGUCCGUAUCUUCCGUACUUGCUCUGUCUCUCAACUUGAAAAGAUUCACGACUCCCUUUACAUUAAAGCCGACAAGAAGAUCCAAUCUCUUCUUGACAACGUUCUUGCUGUAUCCGGAACCAAGAACACCAUCGACCACUUGCUCACUCACGCUGAAAUCGAUGAAGUGUCUCCAAUCAAUGUCGCCAAGCUCCUGAAGACUAUUCAAGAGACUCCAUUCCCAUCGGAGGCUAUUGCGGAGACUCUUAUCAAGUUUGCUCAAUCCCGCCCUACCAAGAACAACCAGGUUAUUCGUCAAUCUGCCUGGCUUGCCUCUGGAUCCGUCGUCCGUGGAAUCGUUGACAUCAGAAGCGUUCGCCCAUUCCUCCGUGAGGACAAACGUGAAAUCAAGCAGAAGUUCCUACGCACCUUCAUGAAGCAAUUCGAAAAUUCUGAGACCACCUACGAGAAGAUUCUUGCCCUCAAAACUAUUGGAAACGCUGGACUUGAUAUCUCCGUCAAUGAGCUCAACGACAUCAUCGUUGACAAACGCCAACCACUCCCAGUCCGCAAGGAGGGUAUUGAUGCCCUCAGACUUCUCAAGGACUCCAUGCCACGCAAGAUCCAAAAGGUCCUCCUCCCAAUCUACAAAAACCGUCAAUACGAGCCAGAAAUCCGCAUGCUUGCUCUUUGGAGAAUGAUGCAAACCCGCCCAGAAGAGCCACUCCUCGUCCAAGUUUUCUCUCAAAUGGAGAAAGAGUCAAACCAACAAGUUGCCGCUCUUACUUACCAAAUGAUCCGCCAAUUCUCUCAAUCCACCAACCCAUGCUACACACGUGUUGCUAAGGAUUGUUCCAAGAUUCUCUCUUUCACUCGCUUCCAGCCACAACAAUCUGCUUUCACUUCCACUUACUCACUUCCACUCUUCUCUCAAGAAGCCUUUUCCGGAGCUCAAUUCGACUUCGCCGCCAUCUUCGAAAAGAACUCUUUCUUGCCAAAGGAUCUUCAUGCUACUCUUGGUACUGUCCUUGGAGGAAACUGGAACGAGUACUUCGCUCAAGUUGGAUUCUCCCAAGAGAAUAUGGACCAAUACAUCUUCAAGACCCUCCAAAAGCUCGAGUCUCUUGAGAAGAAGUCUACCACUGUUGUCCGUGGACGCCGCAUUCAAGCCGGUAUCAGAAUGCUCAAAGAGCUCGCUCAGAAGAUGAACAUCCGUGCCCGUCCAUCCACCCUCAACGAGAAGGAUGCUUUUGCUAUGGUCUAUUUGAGAUACAAAUCCAUGGAUUACGCAGUUCUUCCAGUUGAUUCUCAGCUUAUUGAAGACCUUGUUGAGAGAUUCGUCGGCAACGGAAAGCUUCACUUCUCCGAAAUCCGUCGCCUGUUCAAUCAAGAUCACAAGUUUGAAGCACACCAUUCCGCUUUCUUCUAUGAGGUUAUCCGCAAAUUCCCAACCACUUUCGGACUUCCACUCGUGAUCUCCGGAAAGAUUCCAACUUUCAUGUCUGUUGAAGGACAAUUCUCUCUUGACCUUGAAGGAACUGAACUCCGCAUGACCGCUGAGGCCCGCCCAUCGGUUGCUGCUACCCACGUAUACGAGAUGAGAAUGUUCACUCCACUCUUCGAACAAGGAGUCAAGACUCUCCAAUCACUCCGCGCCUACACUCCAAUCAAGUUCCAAGUCGACGCUGAUCUGAAGAAGAACUUCGACCUUGUCUACAAAGUCAUCGUUCCAGAGAACGAGAAAUCGAUUGUCACCAUCUCUACUCGUCCAAUCAUUUUCCUUCAACACCCAGGAUUUGCCAAGUUCAAUAAUGUUGACUCCGAGGAAAGAACUGUCUCUAUUCCACAAUGGCAACAAAAGACUCAAGAGAUUGAGAGAACCGAGAACUUCCUUGGACUCGAAGUUUCCACCAGUGGAAAUAUUCUCCGCCAACACUCCGUCGAGAAUUGGCUUGUUGCUGAGCAAGACUUUGAGGUCACCUUUGAGAACAAGAACCGCCCAGCUGAAUUCGUCUUCCGCAUGACUGUCUCCCCACUCGAGAAGACUCCACUCUCCGAGAUCAAGAUCAAUAACGAUAUCUUCGAGAAGGAGUUCGAGCUUGAGCAAGAGACAUCCGAGAACCGCCGUGAGUCUUUCUCCAAGAUGGUCAAGAACAUCCAAAAGGAGCAAGGAUACAAGAGCUUUAUCACCCUCAAGUUCGAGGCCCCACGUGACUACCAAAUGAGAUCCGAGCUUACCACUGUCUGCGACAAGCAAGUCCGCAUGUGCCAAUGGACCGUUGAGGUCAACCGCUCCCCAAUCUUCGCUGAGGAGAAGAAGGACUGGACCCUCCGCUCCCAACUUCUUGCCAUCCGCCCAGUAAUGCCGUCUUCCCUCCGUCAACUCCGUGAGCAACCACACCGUGAGGUUCAACUCUCUCUUACCUCCACCUGGGGAUCUCAAAAGAAGAACGAACUGAACAUCAAUACCCAACUCCAACAAUCCAAGGAACAGAAGAAAUACGAACGCCAAAUGGAGCGUGAGGUCAGAGGAAUCCCAGAGUACGAGCUCUUGAUCAAGGCUGCCCGUCUCAACCAAGUCAACAUGGUUGCCGAGUACAAGCUCACCAAGGAAAACGAUGAGACCAUGAGCCGCCUUUUCAACCUCGUCAAGGCCUACAACUACUGGACCGUCUCGAGCCGCCCAGAGGACAACGAGAAAAACCGCGUCGUCCUUCAACUCACCGUCGAGCCAAUUUCCCGUCAAUACGUUAACGUCACCGUUCAAACCCCAGAAGGACGUGUCGAGAUGAAGAACACCCAAAUCCCACGUGUCCACCUUCCAUCCAUCGCUCAACGUGCUACAAAGUACCAAUACACCGAGUCUUCCGGAGCUGUGUGCAAGGUCCAAAAAAACCAAAUCCGCACGUUCGAUGAUGUUCUCUACAAGACCCCACUUACCACAUGCUACUCCCUCAUUGCCAAAGACUGCUCUGAGGAGCCAACUUUUGCCAUUCUCUCCAAGAAGGUCGAGAAGAACUCCGAGGAGAUGAUGCUCAAGGUUCUCCGUGGAGAACAAGAGAUUGUUGCUCAAAUCCAAAACGAGGAAAUCCGCGUCAAGGUUGACGGAAAGAAGAUUCAAUCUGAAGACUUUGCUGACUACCAAAUCGAAACACUCGGAGAGUCCGCCAUCGUUAUUGAGCUCCCAGAAGGAGAGGUUCGCUUCGACGGAUACACCAUCAAGACCCAACUUCCAUCCUACAGCCGCCAACAACAACUUUGCGGACUUUGUGGAAACAACGACGACGAGUCCACCAACGAGUUCAUGACCGCUGACAACAUCGAGACCGAAGACAUGGAAGAGUUCCACCGCUCUUAUCUUCUCAAGAACAAUGAGUGUGAGACCGAGGAGGAGCGUCUUACCGAGAAGAAGAACUACAAAAAGUACGAGAGAGACGAGGACGAGUCCGAUGAGUCCUAUGAGAACAACGAGGAGCCAGAAUACACCAAGAAGUACAACAAGAAAUCCGAGAUGAAGAACCAACUUGUCGAGAAGACUCAAAUCAAGGAGCAAUCCCACCGUAUCUGCUUCUCCAUGGAACCAGUUGCCGAAUGCAGACGUGGAUUCGAGCCAGAGAACAGAUUGACCAAGAAGAUCCGUUUCACAUGUAUGCCACGUCACAGCAUCAACGCCAGACGUCUGAUGAAGGAAGUUCGCCAAGAGCCACUCCAACUUGAUGACUACACUACUUCCUUCGUUGAAUCUGUGAAGGUCCCUACUGCCUGCGUCGCUUACAAAACAAGCUCGACCGGCGUUUUUGUAUAA